AUGGAGGUCACCCACACCUAUGCGGGCUUAUCUUUCACCCAAACCAAGUAUAUCCUGGAUUUGCUCCGUCGCACCAAUAUGCAUGAGUCCAAGCCCGUCUCCUCCCCGACUAUAAGUGGUCAUCGCCUCAGUUUACAUGACGAAGAACCUCUGGCUGAUUGCAUCGAAUAUCGUAGCAUCGUUGGUGCUCUCCAAUAUCUCACUCUCACCCAUCCUCACACUGCUUUUGUGGUCAACCAAGACUGCCAGUUCAUGCACUGCACAAGCCCACUUCGACUCAUUGGGUUGGGUGCCCUCACUAUUACUGCAUACUCUGACGCCGAUUAUGCUUGGGAUCCCAAUGACCGCCGCUCCACUAGCGGUUAUUGUCUCUAUCUUGGUUUUAGCUUGGUCUCUUGGAGUUCUAAGAACCAAGGAGGGGGCUCUUGUACAGAGGCCGAAUACUGUCAGUUGGCCUACAUUGCUGCCACCCUCCCUUGGUUUCGUUCACUUUUUUGUGAACUUCAGCUCACUUUGGCUUGUCCUAAACAAUGGUGUGACAACAUUAGUGCCAUAUUUUUGGCAUCUAAUCAUGUCUUUCACGCUCGCACUCUUCAUGUUGAGGUAGACUAUCACUAUGUUCAUGAAAAAGUUGUUUGCCAAGAGUUGGAGGUCGGCUACCUUUUCACUCAUGAUCAGAUUGCCGACAUUUUCACCAAGGGUCUCUCCUCUCAUCGGUUUCAGCUGCUGGUUGACAAGCUGCAUGUUCGUUGCCGCCCUGUCAGCUUUUUUGGGGGGGGUGGGGGAGGGGGUGAAGGAGAAACCCAAUCGAAGACAAACACUUAG
This is a messenger RNA of Prunus armeniaca (apricot), 825 nucleotides long. Lineage: Eukaryota; Viridiplantae; Streptophyta; Magnoliopsida; Rosales; Rosaceae. The record is from the annotation of a GenBank genome assembly.